Molecule: messenger RNA, 2010 nt
Organism: Episyrphus balteatus (marmalade hoverfly)
Lineage: Eukaryota; Metazoa; Arthropoda; Insecta; Diptera; Syrphidae
Gene: TTLL12
Product: tubulin--tyrosine ligase-like protein 12
Exons: 1
Coding region: 117-1973 (618 amino acids)
Biological process (GO): protein modification process
Source: RefSeq, a predicted model, not a curated record
AUGGAUUUGACAUUUCGAAGUUGACAAAAAUCACAAAAUCAAAACCGCAGCACGUUUUGGAGUCACGAAAUAUCUGUCCAAGUUCUUAUUAAUUUGUUUCUUUAUUUCUCCCAGAAAUGGAUGGUGUCAGCUUAUACAAUGAUUUCAUUGCUCUCCACAAACCUCAACUCCAACUAUCCAACGUUCCACCACACCUCUGGGAAGCUGUCUUUUCAAAAAUCGCCACCGACACUUUCGAUGCUGGUGCAGCACUCUCAUUGAUGCUCAUCGAAUACGAUGAUGGCGAACGUGAUGAAACUAGCCCCGUAUUCGCUUUAUGCGUCUCAAAACCUGAAGGCAUUCGUGCUAAUGACGCAAAUGCCGUCUAUCUAAUCGAUCAUGCAUGGACUUUUCGAACAAACAUUGCUCGACAGCAGUUGGAAGAGAUUCCCCAACUUGCCGACCGUAUGUCAGCUAUCACCGGCAUCGAUCUAGAAGAUCCUGACCGAGUUGACAAGAUACUGCAUUCAAUGUGGAAGUAUUGCCAAGCAUAUUCCAUUUCUGCUGAAGGAACUACCGCCGAAGAGCGUGUGCCUAUUUGGUAUGUAAUGGACGAAGUGGGUUCCGCUGUCAAUCACUCGGAUGACCCCAAUUUUAGAAUCGUACCAUUUCUGCAUUUGAAUACACAAACGACCUACAGUUUGCUAUUCCCAAUUCGUGAUGUCGAAGAAGGGGAACAAGUCACUAGAGACUUUGUUGAGUAUGUGGCCAAGGAAGCCCCUGAAAGGGACGCUGUUCUGCUUCCUUGGAGAUAUACUGAUUUGCAAGAAAUCAGUUUUGUUCAGAGCGAACCUGGGGAAGAUUAUUUUACUAAUGGCCAUGUCCCCGAAUCGCUUCCCGAAGGUUCUAUGGACGAGCCCGUGGUAAGUCGUAAUGACCCACUUAAAGUUUUUUCAGAAUAUGACAUCUUAAGUGCCUAUUUGACUGCUCCAUACUUUGAGAUUGUCAAUACUCCCGAAGAAGCUGAUGUUCUUUGGUUAACUCAUCAUUUUAAAGACUUUGCCGCUUUGGCCAAAGAUACUCCUAAUAAAUUUGUUAAUCAAUUUCCUUAUGAAUAUGUUCUGACUGUCAAGGAUUUGCUCUGUAUUACUUGUCGCCGAGGAACAAAUGGGAAACAUCAUGAUUCAGAUACUCUGGAAACCCUUCCUGCAUGGCUUCCUACUACCUACAAUCUUAAAACGGAAGUUUUGGAGUUUGCUUCGUACUUCCAGAACCGGGAAGCUAAAGGUCUUGAUAAUCAUUGGAUUAUCAAGCCCUGGAAUUUAGCAAGGUCGUUGGAUACUUAUAUCUCUAACAACAUUGCUCAAAUUAUGCGACUUCCGGCAACUGGUCCGAAAAUCGCUCAAAAGUAUAUAGAUCGACCGGUGUUGUUCCAUCGACCUGAGUUGGAUGCCCGGGUCAAAUUCGAUGUACGUUAUGUAAUUCUUCUAAAGAGUGUUCUUCCUUUAGAAGCUUAUAUCCAUCGAAAAUUCUAUCUUCGUUUUGCCAAUAAAGCCUUUUCUCUGGAUCACUUUGAUGAGUAUGAAAAACAUUUUACUGUGAUGAAUUACUUGGAUGAAGCUGAAUUGAGACAUAUUAAAUGUGAUGAUUUUCUAGAGUUUUGGGAGCAACAAUAUCCCAAUAAUCCUUGGAAUGAUGUUGAAGAUUCGAUUUGUGCAAUGUUACAUGAUGUGUUAGCAUCGGCUAGUAGUAAAAAGGCACCAUGUGGAAUUGCACCAUCUGUGCAAUCGAGAGCUCUUUAUGCAGCUGAUAUUAUGUUGUCGUGGCAGGAAGGUGGGGAGAAGGAUAUUCAACCGAAACUAUUGGAAGUUAAUUUUACGCCAGAUUGUAAGAGAGCCUGUAAAUAUUAUCCUGAAUUUUAUAAUGAUAUUUUUAAGUUGCUCUUUUUGAAUGAACAAGAUAACGAAGUUUUUAGGAAACUGACAAAAAAUUAAGUUUUAAAUAAAAAAUAACGGCAAAACUCUCAAUAAA